ACUGAGGCAUUCAUACAACGUGGCAGAUGGUCUGUCAGUACAGCCGAAGACUUCACACACAAAGCUUGUCUCCACUAUGAGGUUUCUGAUAUUGACCGCAAUGGUGGGCCUCUCCUUGGGGGCCGGUAGUGACCCCCCUAGGCCUUGUUGUACCGACCACCAGUUCGAGGCGGUCAUGGGCCAGGUUGGGGGGAAUGUCUACAACCAUCAUGGGCAUCUUACACAGAACUGGCUAGAUGGCUACAACAAGGUCCACUACGACGCCUACAACAAGAUGAUCGCUGUGGAAGCCCACCAGACCCUGAUGAACGGAUCCGUGACCGUCACUAACAUCCUGCUGGAUUAUCCCAACAAAAGGCAGUAUAUCCAAAAUCAAGGCAAUUGCUACCACACCCCGCUGACCACGACAAUGCGAGAACCGUGUGUUCCUGACUCUGCUCAGUACAUUGGGCCAACGUACAUGGGAUACGGCACGUCGAAGCUGGCUCUAAAUAACUGGGAGUACCACCCCCAGAACACAGACCAGUCCCUCAAGGUGGCCCUAACGCAGGAGGGGUGCACACCCAUUGUCGAGUCUUUUGUGGGUCACGUAAAGACGAAUGAUGGGAAAGAGACGAUUGAGACAAACUUUGUGUACGUCUUCAGUGAGUUCCGAACUGGACUCCGAAACAGUGACGUGUUCAACGUCUCCCAAGCAUGUCGGAUGUCAUCUUCGAUACCAAACCCGGUGGGCAGGUCCGUCCGUCACGUCCAAACAUUGUUCUCGCAGUGAAGACACACCCUCUGGUAACAUUUCCCCCUCAAUAAACGGAACUCUGAAA
Molecule: messenger RNA, 821 nt
Organism: Haliotis rufescens (red abalone)
Lineage: Eukaryota; Metazoa; Mollusca; Gastropoda; Lepetellida; Haliotidae
Exons: 6
Coding region: 77-772 (231 amino acids)
Biological process (GO): cell-matrix adhesion
Cellular component (GO): lysosome; extracellular region
Molecular function (GO): calcium ion binding
Source: RefSeq, a predicted model, not a curated record